Molecule: messenger RNA, 993 nt
Organism: Nerophis lumbriciformis (worm pipefish)
Lineage: Eukaryota; Metazoa; Chordata; Actinopteri; Syngnathiformes; Syngnathidae
Source: RefSeq, a predicted model, not a curated record
AUGUUGACAUAUCCACCCAUCGGCCUGCUCGGUUUCGGCGGCUACUUGCCGGAGCGAGUGAUGACCAACGACGAUUGGGCGAAGUUGGUGGACACCAACGAUGCCUGGAUCGUCGAGCGCACUGGCAUCGAGCGGCGGCGGAUUGCAGCGGCAGAUCAGAGCACGGCGGACCUGGCGCUCGAGGCGGCGCGUUCGGUGCUCGAGGAUUGUGGGCUCGAGGCGACGGACCUCGACGAGAUCAUCCUGGCGACCGAUACGCCGGAGGUGAUGGUGCCGGACACGGCUUCGUUCCUGCAGCAUCGCCUCGGGGCGCGGGAGAUCCCGGCGUUCGAUCUGGCCGGCAGCGGUUGUGCGGGGUUCGUGCAAGCGCUCGAUGUGGCGCGGGCGCGGGUGCUAUUGGGGGCCGAGCGGGUGUUGGUGGUCGGAGUCGAGCUGAUCAGCCGUUGGUUGACCUGGAAGAAGCGCGAGACCGAUGUGCUGUUCGGCGACGCCGCAGGGGCGGCGGUUGUCGGCCGGCAAGACCUGGUGGCCGAGAUCCUCGCCGCCAAUGCCGGCACCGAUGGUAGCCAAACCGAGGUGCUGGGCUACCCGGCGAUUGGUACCCGCCACCAGCUCACCGCUGACGAUGUCGCCAACGAUCGCCACAAGAAGGUGGUCAUGGAAGGGCGGCAAGUCUUUCGCCAAGCGGUGCGGCGGAUGACCGAGGCUUCACUUGCGGUGCUGGAGCAAGCGGGAAAGCAACUCGACGAGGUUGCCUUGGUGGUGCCCCAUCAAGCCAAUCUGCGCAUCUUGCGGGCCACUGCCGAACGCUUGGGUGUGCCGAUGGAGAAGCUCUACGUCAACGUGCAGGAGUAUGGCAACACGGGCUCGGCCUCGGUGCCGGUGGCGCUGUGGGAGGCGCGGCGGAUCGGUCGGAUCCAACCCGGUGAUCUGGUGUUGGCGACGGCAUUCGGCGCCGGCUUCCAUUGGGCUGCGGUGCUCUUGCAGUUUUGA